Molecule: messenger RNA, 2868 nt
Organism: Cryptococcus deneoformans JEC21
Lineage: Eukaryota; Fungi; Basidiomycota; Tremellomycetes; Tremellales; Cryptococcaceae
Product: leukotriene-A4 hydrolase, putative
Exons: 7
Coding region: 483-1922 (479 amino acids)
Biological process (GO): proteolysis
Cellular component (GO): cytosol
Molecular function (GO): aminopeptidase activity; zinc ion binding; metallopeptidase activity
Source: RefSeq, a predicted model, not a curated record
UAUUUAUUUCCCGACCCACCGGCCAUGUCCUUCCACCCCCAGUUCAUCCCACACUCAGCCCAUAUCGACAGGGACCCGGCGACCUUGUCCAACUACCUCGCCAUCGUCACAAAGCACAUUGACCUCGACUGGACUAUCGAUUGGGACAAGCAGGUCUUUGGCGGGUCUGCGACGCUCACGCUUGAGGCGAGGGAGGAUGGUGUCAACGAGGUGGUGUUGGAUAGCAGCUUUUUGGACAUCAGCAAAGUUGAGGUGGACGGAGAAGUUGCUGAGUACAAGCUCGGCAAGGCGAUUGAGAUUAUGGGUGAGGGGUUGACUGUUUCCCUCCCCAGAGCUGUCUCCAAAGGUUCUUCCAUUUCCGUUAAAGUCACCUACUCGACCACUUCCAAUGUACCGCCGUUGGAUGGCUCACUCCUCAGCAGACCAAAUCUGGUAAAUACCCCUACCUCUACUCCCAAUGCCAGGCUAUUCAUGCGAGGAGCAUGCUUCCUUGCCAAGAUACGCCUGCGGUCAAGGCGACUUAUGGUGCCAGGGUCCGUUCUGGUAGGGGUUUGGAAGUGUUGAUGAGUGCGUUGAGGAAAGAUACUGUUGACCUUGGGGAUGGUAUUACGGAAUUUAUCUAUGAUCAGCCCGUUGGCAUCCCGAGCUACCUCAUCGCCAUCGGUGCAGGCGAACUCACCUACAAACCAUUCGACAAGCUCUCUGGCCGGAACUGGAAUACCGGCUGCUGGACCGAACCCGGAAACAUGGACGCUGCCUAUUGGGAAUUCCACAAGGACACUGCCAACUUUGUCGCUACCGCCGAGGACCUCGCGUCCGAGUACAAGUUUGGCGUUUACGACGUCCUCUUCCUCCCCGAGUCCUUCCCUUACGGCGGAAUGGAAAACUCUUGUCUCACUUUCGCCACACCGACCAUCAUUGCCGGUGACCGAUCCCAGGUAGACGUUGUCGCUCAUGAGAUUAGUCACUCGUGGUUCGGUAACGGGAUCGGGUGUGCGUCAUGGCGACAUUUCUGGUUGAAUGAAGGAUGGACGACCUACCUCGAGCGAUUGAUCAUCCGCGCUACCCACGGCGAACAGGCUCGUCAAUUGUCUUUUACUGUCGGUCGACGGGGGUUGGUCGAUGACCUUGCCCGAUUGGAGUCUCGGUUCCAACGAUUGGUCGCAGAGUACAAGGAUUACGAGGAUCCUGAUGAGGGGUACAGUCAGGUACCGUAUGAAAAGGGCGCAAACUUUUUGUAUUACCUCGAACAGACUGUGGGAGGUCUCGAAAUUUUCUUGCCGUACAUGAAGGAUUACGUCAAGACUUUUGAGGGAUAUGCGAUCACCACUGAGCAGUGGAGGGGCCACUUGUUCCAUUACUUUGGUAGUUUAAAGAAUGGGGAAGAGAUAGUGCGAAAGUUGGGCAAGGUUGAUUGGGACGAGUGGCUUCACGGUGACGGUGGUGAUCUUUGUGUUGAUAUCAAGUACGACGACACGCUGUCCAAAGCUUGCUACGACCUCGCUGAGAGGUGGAAUCAUGCCAGGGACAGCGAAGACUUUUCCGAUUUCUCACCCAAGGAUGUUGAGAAUUUCUCUACUACCCAGAAAGUGAUCAUGCUCGACCGACUCGAGACCUACCCCGCUUUCCCUCCCAAAGCGGUCUCUGCUCUGGAUAAGGCCUACUCUCUCUCUUCCACCGGUAACGCCGAGAUCGCCCUCCGUUUCUUUGAGAUUGCACUCAAAUCUUCUGCUGAUUAUGCCGAAAAGGCGGCCGAAUGGGUCGUUUCCAAAGGAAGGAUGAAGUUCUGCCGACCAGUUUUCAGGUUGUUGAAUGAGCAAGCACCAGAGUUGGCGAAGAAGACGUUUAUGGAGCAUGCCGGGUUUUAUCACCCUAUUGCGAGGAAGAUGAUUGCAAAGGAUCUCGGCCUCAAGGUAGAGUAAUGUAAGAGUUUAUUUUUUGGGGGGGUGGGGGCUACGUUUUUGACAAGCUGUCAUGAAUUUCUAUCUGUAUACAGGAUAUGCUUUAGUGUGUUCGUCGUGCAUUCUACAUGAUUCUAAUGUGAUCCGCUCAAUGCAGGGUCCACCACCCCUUCUACCGCCUUUUCCCCCGCUUUACUCCCAGCCACAGCCCCAGCCCCAACUCCACCUUUCAUCCUUCCAACCAGUACUGCCGCUGCCCUCCUAAAGUUCUUUACCUCCUCCUCAGUCGCGAGCCCACACGCCGCCCACCUCACUUUAGCGUUAUGAUCCACUAAGAAGAUGUACCCCAAUAGACUGUUACCAAGUCCGAGAGGCUGGAUGACGUCGAUAGGCGACCAGGAGCCGGUGGAGAUUAGAUAUGUAGGCCACUGGUGUUCAGGGAUAAUACGUUUGAGGGAAGAGGUGAAGAAGGAUACGAGGAGAGAUUUGAGAGCGUUGGGUUGAUGGUUGAUCUGGGAGAGAUAUAUUGUCAAUUGGCUGGGUGAUAUGUCCACCGGAGAACAAAAGGAAACACCACAGAAAUGGACAGAUAUCAAGGAGGAGGCUAACUCACAGUAAGAUACUGGAAAUCCGGGUGCCCUUCCAAAUCCUCCAGUACAGGCUGAACGAAAGACUGAACGUGCUCUUCUGAUAAUCGGGUGGAGAUGAUAGCCACAAGUGUUGCCUUGCCCCUGAACAAGUCCGUUGUAUGGACAUUCUGUCCAAGAAGGGAUUUACCAGAAAUGUCGGGGAAGUAGUUUGCUUUCUAUUUUUCCCGUCAAGAUUAGUGGUCGAGAAGAACGGAUCGGGCGAUGGAAAGUACACACGUCUUCGCGAAUGAGAACAUUCGGCGCUAUCCAGAGUUUACCACCCCUUGCUGUUCUAGCUUGAUUAUAAUCGUGGAAAUACCCUUGCUUCGCUUCAUGUA